This is a messenger RNA of Staurois parvus, 337 nucleotides long. NCBI's taxonomy places the organism in Eukaryota, Metazoa, Chordata, Amphibia, Anura, Ranidae. The record is from the annotation of a GenBank genome assembly.
UCACAUUGGUCACCUUGGAGAAGACCCUAUGGCCUUGGCCGGGAUCCUGAGGACUUCAUAUAUGAUCUGUAUGCUGUUUGCAACCACCAUGGAACCAUGCAAGGUGGUCACUAUACAGCUUACUGUAAGAACUCUGUGGAUGGCAUGUGGUACUGCUUUGAUGACAGCGAAGUGCAGGCACUUGCAGAAGAUGAAGUGUGCAAGCCAACGGCUUAUAUCCUUUUCUAUCAGCGACGCGCAGCAGUGCCAUCCUGGUCAGCAAACAGUUCUGUGGCAGGUUCCACAAGCUCAUCACUUUGUGACCACUGGAUUUCCAGGCUCCCUGGGAGCAGACAAC